Pristis pectinata (smalltooth sawfish) is the source of this 5585-nucleotide messenger RNA. RefSeq names its product ubiquitin specific peptidase 19 (gene usp19). Gene Ontology annotation, molecular function: cysteine-type deubiquitinase activity. The record is from RefSeq and is a predicted model, not a curated record. Gene Ontology annotation, biological process: protein deubiquitination. NCBI's taxonomy places the organism in Eukaryota, Metazoa, Chordata, Chondrichthyes, Rhinopristiformes, Pristidae.
GGAAGUUUGGGUUCGUCCGUCGCUCCGCGCCCACCCGAGGCCCCGGGACCGGAGCCCGCGGACAGCCGAGCCCCGCUCCCCGCCCCCUGCCCCCGCCUCCCUCCUAACGCCAGGGCCCGGCUGCGGCCCCGGAUCCGGACCCGCCCAGGGACCCGGGCCCCCGCCUGAGGAAGCGGGAGGCCGCGACACCGGCACCGAGCUGCGACGGGCGCUGAAGCGUCGGCUAUGUGAGCGGCCUGGGGGCGGGCGGCGGCCCGAGAGCCGGUGGAGCUCGGGGCUGAAGGUUGUGGAAGUGUUUUAUUCUGUCUUGCCCUGAUGUGUUACUCUGCUCCUUCUUUAUAAAUAACAGAAGUUCGGAAACGGGGGUCUGUUAAAUUGUUAUCUGAGCCUGACUCUGGACGUUCUGGCCAGUCUUUCAUUGUCUGAGAGCUCAUCCAUUGAGAGCCGCCAAAAUAGCCGGGCCGGGAAAGAAACGACGAAACCCUGAGCCAGAUCCCAUCAGUGACGCAAGCAAAGCUCCUCUGUCGGCUAAGUGGCUGAAAAUGGCCAGCACGGCCGAGAACGGCAGGAGGAGAUUGGGACGGAAUCGGGAGGAGGCCACAAACAAGAAAAAGCUGAAGGACAAAGUCAAUCAAGAGAACAAGGAUGGGAAAAUUACUGCUGAUAGCGAGCCAAAGAAAGGUUUACCAAGCAAUCAAGAUGCAUUGCAAGGUAUAGGUAGUGAUGAUCUGUUUGUUGACUGGAAACAGAAUGCAGAUGAGGUUAUUGUGAAGCUGAAGCCAGGAGAGGGGAGCCUAAAGGUUGAUGAGGUUGAUGCAGCUUUUACAGACUCUGAUUGCAUCAUUACACUACCAGAUGGACGCCAGUGGAGUUGUCAGUUCCAUGAAGAGAUUGAGAGCUCGUGCAGUAAGUUACAGUACAAGGAGAAGGGAAACUUCCUGCAGCUUGUUAUGCCAAAGAAGAUUCCACUGCACACAUGGUCAUCUCUCAUGAAGAAAAAUAAAGGGCAGUCCACAGUUAUUCCACCAAAAGAUGCUGGGAAGGAGAAGGUUAUACCCAGUGAAAGUUUUGAAGAGGUAAAAUCAGGAAAAUUGUCUGACAUCACAGAAAAGAAAGCAAAAGCAGAGCGCGGAAUUAAACGCCCCAUCAAAGUGAAAGCUCUGGGAAAGACAGAGUCACCGCCGGAGCCUGGGGUGAAACGUACUGUUCAGUGCAAGAAUCUGGAUAACACUCGAGUUAUCCAUGAGCCCCUUGCAACACAGCCUGUCUAUGUCAAGUCCACUGAAGGAACAGACACUACUUUUGAAAAGCACACAAAGCCUGCAGAAAGUCCAAAAAGCCCAGCAAAUGAACUCCGUAUGAGUGAUGCUGUCGGAGGACUAUUGGAUUCCACAGUUGAAAGUAAGGUGGUGAAGAACGGCCGGGGUCCCCAGGGAGACUGGCACAUGGAAGACAAGUGUGAAGUGAAUAUGAGGCAAGCAUCAACUGAGAAAGCUGAGUUGGAAGUGACAGAGAAGGAGAAACUGCUUCCUGAGAGCCAGGAUAUCAAUGCUACAUCAGCUGGAUUAUCCUGUGAAAAUACGGCACAGUCUUCAGGUGUAAAUGUUCCUGUGGAUCCGUUAGUUUGUGACACUGGGACAAAAGCUCAGGAAUCUGUUGGAAACUGUCUUGAGGUUGCCAAUGUAACUGUAGAAAAAACUGUGACUCAAAGCUCUUCUGUAAAUGAGAACUCUGAAGCAUCUGGUGGGAACCAAAUGGGCCUCAUCAAACAACUGGCCGGAGAGCAGGUCCCAUUGGAAAGGUCUGGUGAGGACAUUGCAGCAUCGUCUCGAUCACCUGCGGAAGUGACCAACCUGAUGAAGGAAAACCACACUGAGGAAAAGGUUGAAGUGGUACCAGAUGGUUAUGUAAAUCUGAGCUUUGUGAAGUAUGACUCGUAUGAGAAGGGUGCAGAUGCCAUGGUGGUACAUGUGUAUGUGAAGGAGAUCUGCAAAUCCACGUCAAAGGUGCUUUUUCGGGAGCAAGACUUUACUCUCAUUUUCCAAACCAGCCACGAGCCAUUUCUGCGUAUCCACCCGGACUGUGGACCAAACACUAUCUUCAAAUGGCAGGUUAAAGUUCGGAAUCUGAUUAACCCAGAGCAGUGUCACUAUACCUUCACUGCCUCGCGCAUUGACAUCUGUUUGAAGAAGAGACAGAAUCAGCGCUGGGGAGGGCUCGAAGCCCUUGCAGCACAAGGUGCAGUGGGUGGUGCCAAAGUAGCUGUGCCUGCAGGCCCACCAUCACUAGAUAAAGCACAGCCUGGGAGCAGCCAGCAUGCCCUUCCUCCCAAGGAGGAACCACGUUCAAAUGAGAAGGAGAAGAUGCGCUCUGAGGAGGCCAGCCUCGAGUCGGUGGCAAUCAGACCCACACAUGAGAAUGUCCAGAUUAAACAGGAUGCGCUUGUAACGUCGCCCAAGCCUACCUGCAUGGUGACUCCAAUGACUCACAGUGUCGCUGGGGCUGAACAUACAGAGGAGGAAGAAGAAGAGAAGAAGGUCUGUCUUCCGGGCUUCACAGGAUUGGUCAACUUAGGCAAUACCUGCUUCAUGAACAGUGUCAUCCAAUCGCUAUCCAACACGCGGGAGCUCCGUGACUACUUCCAUGAUCAAUCCUUUGAGUCUGAAAUAAAUUACAACAACCCUCUGGGGACAGGCGGGCGACUGGCCAUUGGUUUUGCAGUGCUGCUCAGGGCUCUGUGGAAGGGAACACACCAUGCCUACCAGCCGUCUAAGCUGAAGGCUAUAGUGGCAAGUAAAGCUAGCCAGUUCACUGGUUACGCACAACAUGAUGCGCAGGAGUUUAUGGCAUUUCUGCUGGAUGGCCUCCAUGAGGACCUUAAUAGAAUACAGAACAAACCAUACACGGAGACGGUGGAUUCGGAUGGGCGCCCCGAUGAGGUGAGGGUGGCAGAGGAGGCUUGGGAACGUCACAAGAUGCGAAAUGACUCCUUUAUCGUGGAUCUGUUCCAGGGCCAGUACAAGUCCAAGCUGGUGUGUCCCAUGUGUUUCAAGGUAUCAAUCACAUUUGAUCCUUUCCUCUAUUUAUCGGUCCCACUGCCACAGAAACAGAAGCUGCUGACUGUUUUCUUUUUUGCUAAAGAGCCUCAUCUAAAACCAAUCAAGAUCUUGGUGAGUGUGAGCAAGGAGAAUGCCAGUGCCACUGACAUCUUCGAAGCUGUUUCCCGGAACAUGAAGGUAAAAGCAGACACACUCCGACUAGCUGAGGUUGUGAGAAAUAGAUUCCAUCGGAUAUUUUUGGCAUCUCAGUCCCUCGAUACCGUGUCCCCCAGUGAUACACUCUUCUGCUUUGAGGUGCUAUCUCAAGACCUUACGAAGGAGAGAGUGGUCGAGUUGCAAGUACAACAGAGGUUGGUAAUCCCCAACAUCUCAAUCAACAAGUGUGCUGCCUGCCAGAAACCACAACAGCCUGAAGAGAAGCUGCGUCGUUGUACCAGUUGCUACCGAGUCGCCUACUGCAACCAGACUUGUCAAAUGAAUCAUUGGUCAGAUCACAAAAACCAGUGUCGAGCAGAAAACAUUGGCUGCCCCUUCAUUAUCAGUGUACCAGAAUCACGGCUCACCUAUUCCAGGCUCUCCCAGCUAUUGGAGGGAUAUUCAAGGUAUUCGGUUAACGUGUUCCAGCCGCCCUUCCAACCAGGUCGAAUCUCACCUGAACCGCCCCUUUCCAAGAUGGACACUAUUCAGCCCACCACUGGAACCAAUCCCAGCUCUGAGACUGGAGAUGGAAAGCUGCCAUUGGAAGUUCCGGACAGAGACUUCAGGCCCUUACAACGUACUCACAUAACUAGCUCUGUUUCUGAGCCCCUUCUGGCCUCUGCUUCCUUGAAGGGAACAAGCUUGCCUGGCAGAGAGAGGGAUUCUAUUCACAGCUACGACUCCGGGUUCUCAGAAUUGCGGCCUGAGUCACAGGACCACUUGGGAUGUGAGAAAGAAACCUCUUACGAGAAAGCUCCGAAGCCUGAAGCUGCAAUUCCUGGUUACCAGCAGCCGUCUGCAUCUGUGCGUUGUCACACUCCGCAAUUUUACAUCAAACUCAUUGACCCAUCAAACAAAGAGCAGAAAAUGGAAGACAAAGGUGAUGCUCCCUUGGAGCUUCCAGAUAAUGUCUCUUUAGCAAUGGUGUGGAAAAACAAUGAGCGGCAGAAGGAGUAUGUGCUCGUGGAAUCUAAGGAACUGGAGUACGUUGAAGAUCCUAGUUCAGCCAAUGAAGCAGCCAAAGCUGGCUACUUCACACUGGAGCAAUGUCUGAAUCUCUUCACUAAACCUGAGGUGCUGGCACCUGAGGAAGCUUGGUACUGUCCUAAAUGUAAACAGCACAGGGAGGCAUCCAAGCAGUUGAUGCUUUGGUGGCUCCCAAAUGUACUCAUCAUUCAACUGAAGCGCUUUUCCUUUCGCAAUUUCAUCUGGAGAGACAAGAUCAACGAUAUGGUCGAGUUUCCCAUCAGGAACUUGGACCUGAGUAAGUUCUGCAUCGGUCAGAAGGAUGACCGACAACCCCCUGUCUACGAUUUGUAUGCAGUAAUCAAUCACUAUGGUGGAAUGAUUGGGGGUCACUACACUGCCUACGCACGGCUGCCUAAUGAUAAGAACAGUCAGCGGAGUGAUGUGGGUUGGCGCCUCUUUGAUGACAGCACAGUUACGACGGUUGAUGAAAGCCAAGUGGUCGCGCGGCAUGCUUACGUGCUGUUCUACCGCCGCCGCAAUUCUCCUGUGGUGAGACCUUCACGGACAAGGGCUGCUGCACGUGGAGCAGAAUGCACGGCGGAAGCGGAUGGAACAGCCUCCCAGGCUUCUCUAAUAUGGCAGGAGUUGGAGGCAGAAGAUGCUGGGGAAGAGGCACCACGCAUACCAGGCAGGCAUAAUCAGGGACUUAGGCCACUGCAGUCUCGGAUCAACGAGGACCUCUCAGGAACUCAGCUCACAGACUACUCAGACCAAGAUUGCAUCCGAUACUUUGUCCUCAGCACUUUCGCUGCAAUGCUAGCUCUCUUUGUAAAUGUCCUGUACCCAUUGCUCAUUUAGGACCUUUGAUCGCGGCAGUGGAGGUGGCAGUAAUUGUACGCAGCUGCCUAACCUCAAUUCCACACCAGUCCCUCAUGUCUCUUACAAGCCAUUCCCCACUUCCAUUGUUGUGACUUGCCCUGUAAAUACAUGGAGCCCUUUUUAUUUAUGUUCUCCCAAUUGUACAGCACAUGGCUGCCUUGCUUUCCCACAAAUUAUUAAUUUUUUAAUAGGACAGUACUUUAAAGGGGACUGCUUGUCUGCAUGUUCCAUCUGUGAGCCAGUUAAUGUUGGAUGGUGAGAUAGUGAUGACAUUUUAUUAAAACUACUUUUAUCGUGAUUCUUAAAUGAAAAAUAAAAGUUAAAUACUGGUAGUCUUGGACCUCCUGCCUGUUGUUUGAUCUUAAUACCGUUUUAAUUAUGGAUAGUUUAUAAUUUAAGAAUUUCCAGUUAAUAAACCCUUGAAAGCAAAUGUUUUUUUUCUGUGAAACAUACUGAAUUCUGAGCAGUGAACUGUUUACU